CAUUAAGACUCCACGGCGUUGAAAACAAUGAUGAUGAACUCAGUGGGCUUGGCUGAGCCCUGCUGGAUAAAUGGGAGUGGCGUUGGCACAGUUAACGCCGGCAGCCAGUGAGCGCAAGAUUUGUAAUCUUUGUCACAGAGCUGCUGUGCCAUUGGCUUCUACAGGGGAAGCUCCAGCCACAGAGUCUGAGAGGCGACUGAAGCUUGGGGAAGGUCCCGGGUCUGACUCUCCACGAUGAGCCGGACUCACAGCCGCCUGCUGCGCAAAGCUGCCGUCUGAUCACCGGUGGCGCAUCUGCAGCCCCGUUUGGUGACAUUUUAUUUUGCUUUUUAACCCUUUUUUUUCUUAGUCGCCGACGCGCCUCUUGAAGGACGAAUGACACCGGCUCACCUCAUGAUUUCAUUCCCCUAAAAGCUCCUGCGAGAGGCACAACAGUUUCCUCAUGGCGUCUCCGCAACAGUCCAGAAUUCAGUCGUAUCUGGAGAGGAAUAAAAUCGGACCCCUGUUUGAGGAGUUGAUGACCAAAUUGAUAACUGAGACUCCAGACCAUCCAAUCCCUUUUCUCAUUGAUCACCUGCAGACCAAGCAAGACAGCCCUGGCAAGCUGCACAGAGCUCUAUCUGGCUCCGCAGCUCUGUGGGCACAGAGCUCCCCGGAAAACAAAAACCCUCGAAGGGAGCACAGCAAUUAUGAGAAGCCGUGGCAAAUUCACCCGAAGAAACCGAAGAAAUCAAAGAGUGACCUGGCUGUUUCGAGUAUCUCUCCACCUUCGCCUGAAUCCAAGUCCUUGCCGCGGUCAAUCGAAUACCCGUCCUGGGAUUGGAGGGAGAGCCGGGACUUUGAUGAGCUCAACCACAUUUUGCAGGAAAGCAAGAAGCUUGGCAAGGCCCUGGAGAGCCUGUCACGCAGCAUUGCCAUCUCUGAUGAGCUUGACCAGAACUUAGGGGGAUAUAACUCAGUUCUUCGCCCUCGGGUGGUGGGGGAAUGGGUUGGUCGGGAGGAAAACGAUGCCGACCCGCUGGCUGCUGAGAUGCUGCAUCCCCCUGUCCCUCGGGCCAAAACUGAAGUGUGCUGGAGUGGAGACAGCAGCCCUGCAGGGAGCCUGAAGAUGGAAACAAAGAGCAAAGGCCUCAAGGAGCAGCAGCAGCAUCAUAAGAAGCUCCUGGCAGCCAUGCUGUCCCAGGACUCCUUCGACUCAGUCAACAGCCCCGCCCACUCUGUCGUGGAAGAAGAGAUUGAGGAUGAGGAUGAUGCCAUGGAGCUUCUGGAGGACCUGGAUGACCUGCGGAUGGAGGGCGUGACCGGACUGGCUCCAUCCGGCAGCAAGUUCAGCCAAGGACGCAGCUCCUAUCAGCCUGAACCGCAGGCCAAAGUUACUCUUAACAUCUGCUCUAGGUGUGCCAGGUUGCAGGGGGACACGCUAUCAGACAGCAGAUCUGAAGAGGAGCACAGGCCUCACGUAUCUGAACAAGCUGUACCCGACAUCUCCUCUCCAUUGCCCGGGGUGGACACAGUGGCGGGACGACUGCAGGAAUGCGAGGCCUUAUCUCAAGUGUCAGCCUCUCGUCAGGCAGUCUGGGAGGCUGAUCUGAAGGCUGUGAGAGGUGGGAGCUCUGUCGGGCAGACGGGCCUGCUACUGGGCGACUCCCUCUUUUCUAAAGAGCUGGAGAACAUGGGCAAGCAGCUCGCUGAGGUUGAAAAGGAUUUGGCCAAGCUGGCAGAAGUAGGCAAAAUGACCUCUCGGAGCACCAACAAUCCGCACAGUAGUCUUCUGCACACUCCUCUACGCCACAGAACGCUACCUGACACGCUCCCUCUCCCCAGCCUCGUCUCCAGGCCCCAGUCUCCAGCCAGCAGCCUCUCGGGUAAAUCUUGUGGUAUAGGCCUCCCUUUGCUAAGCCCCAAGCCCACCUCCUUGGUCAUGGGUCGGACUCAAUCUCCCAGCAACCCCGGGAGCAGGACUCAAACCCCCAGAACACCCAGCAGGCCCCUGACCCCGAAUAGUUUACUGACACGCUCCAACUUCAGCCCCGGGUCUCAUAAAGAGGUGACCUUCAGGCGGUCACGGAGCCGCCCAGUGACGCCCACAAGUCAGCCGACACAUCCCCGACCGCUGCUCACCCCUCCAGGACUAAGCACUACAGAUAGCCUCGGUGCCAGCCUACGGGCCUAUCUGUCUGAGGAUGAGUUUUACCAGCAGUUACAGGCCAUCAGGCAGCCUUGGCAUAUUCCCAGUGACACAGACAGUGACAUCCUGGAGCCUCCUGAACAGGAUAAGAGUGGUUCACGAGAUGCCAACAAGAGAUCUGUGUUUUCAGGCCUAUAGUGAUGAAGACCAGAGACACUGAUCCAAUCAAACUAUUAUGCAAACCACUGGACAUUUUGAAUAUGUGUACACAGACAAUUAUUUUUAUAAUUCAUAUGAAUGAAAAAAACAAGAUUGUAUACUUUUUUCACAGAUAUUUCAUAGACAUUGUACUGUAACUGUACGAUAAAAAAAUGUGAAAAUAUUACUUGAGAGUAUGGAAUAUGCCAUUUAUUUUUGGUUGCUCUAUAGCAUGCGAUUGAACUUCUACACGGAGUCCAGAAAACAGAUGCAUUUUGUUGUUCAUAGACUCUUUUUCUAGGCCUAGUGCAUAGUCACCUUGUGAGGGCAGCACACUCAUGUUAGGCAACUGUUUAUUGACAUGCACUGUUAAAAGAUUUAGUGUUUUUCAGAUAGCAAAUACGCAAGGGAAUACAUGAGGGAAUACAUGGAAUGCUGUUAUCCUAAUUAAAAUGAUUUGGUGCA
Messenger RNA from Acanthochromis polyacanthus (spiny chromis), 2791 nucleotides. RefSeq names its product chromosome 20 C8orf34 homolog (gene c20h8orf34). The coding region runs from base 443 to 2326 and encodes 627 amino acids. The record is from RefSeq and is a predicted model, not a curated record. NCBI's taxonomy places the organism in Eukaryota, Metazoa, Chordata, Actinopteri, Pomacentridae. The transcript has 15 exons.